AUGUCGGGUAUCGCUUCCAAGAACCUUUACGAGCUUCUCGGCAACGACCACGAAUAUGAUUCCGACAAGGAGCCAGAGCCACCAGUGAAGGUUGUCGAUAAGACUCCAGCCCGCAACACCAAGCGCAAUGCUACUGGAGAGGCCCCAGCAGCCAAGGCUCCUGUAGCUGACGGACGUGGUGCUCGUCGUGGAGGAUACUCCGGAAACGAAGGUGCAUUCCGUGAUCGUAACGCUGGCAGCGCCAACAACCAAGGCAAGCCAACCGAUGACUCUGUCAGACAAGAUCGUCACCCAAGACGUGAAGGUGGUGGACGUGGCCGAGGUGGUGCUCGUGGAGGUGCCAAGUUCGAUCGUCACAGCCGUGGAGUCGGAGGUGAUUCCGAGAAGCAAGCUGCUCAUGGCUGGGGUGCCACCGAAGGUGGUGCUGAGCUCGCCGAUGAGCAAGCCGGUGAAGCUAUUGCUAAGACCGAGGCUAAGGAAGAUGGUGAAGCAGCUGAGGCCGCCGCUGAAGAGGAGCCAGAAGACAACAGUGUCUCCUACACCGAUUACCUCGCUCAAUUAGAGGAGAAGAGAGCCGCACUCAACGCCGCUACCCCUGAAGCUCGCAAGCCAGACAGCAAGCUCGACAAGAAGUGGGCUAACGCCAAGCCUAUCGCCAAGGAGGAUGAGGAAGACUUCGUCGCUGGAACUGGUGGCAAGGCCAAGCGUGAACGUCAACGCACUCAAAAGCAAAUUGUUGAGAUUGAUCAACGUUAUGUUGAACCCACCGAACGUGCUGGUGGUAGAGGAGGAUUCCGUGGAGGCCGCGGACGUGGUGAUGGACCACCACGUGGCGACAGAGGAGGUUUCCGAGGACGUGGUGAGGGCCAACGUGGACGCGCUCGUGGCGAUAGAGGCCCACCACGCCAAAGUGCUCCAAGAAACGGAGGUGCUUCUGCAUCCAUCCAACUCGAGGACCAAUCUGCUUUCCCAAGCCUUGGCGCAUAA
This is a messenger RNA of Botrytis byssoidea, 987 nucleotides long. RefSeq lists its product as uncharacterized. Gene Ontology annotation, cellular component: nucleus; cytoplasm. NCBI's taxonomy places the organism in Eukaryota, Fungi, Ascomycota, Leotiomycetes, Helotiales, Sclerotiniaceae. The transcript is spliced from 5 exons. The record is from RefSeq and is a predicted model, not a curated record. Gene Ontology annotation, molecular function: RNA binding. Bases 1 to 987 code for a protein of 328 amino acids.